This is a messenger RNA of Chelmon rostratus (copperband butterflyfish), 6061 nucleotides long. RefSeq names its product microtubule-associated protein futsch-like. Lineage: Eukaryota; Metazoa; Chordata; Actinopteri; Chaetodontiformes; Chaetodontidae. The record is from RefSeq and is a predicted model, not a curated record. Bases 259 to 4368 code for a protein of 1369 amino acids. The transcript has 4 exons.
UCCAGACGGACAACUUGGAUUACUCUGGGUGGAUACAUGGACUUUAUGGAUAACAAGCCAUGCAGUGGGAUUUCCCUCAGUUGAGGGUCUUACUGGAGUUUUACGCCGUGAAAACUCUCCCAGGGGAUUAACGGAGGACCUUUGCACCGGUUUUGAGGAGGCUUUUGCAGAGUUGAGAAAUGCGUUAAACAAGCCGAAAUGUUAAUACCCGACCUGUGCUUACCUGAAGUCAUCACUUGAAAGAUAGCUCCACAUGCAAUGCGAUCUGGAUGUCCCCACAGUGAAGCAGGGGCCUAUCCUGCGUUCCAGCACCAGAGUGAUGAUGGUGUUCUCGCAUCACCUCAGGACAACAACACCACACCUGUACCAGUGAUUGACCCUGCAAAUGGAAUACAAAAAAACAUAGCAGCCACUCAAUAUCCUUGGGACCUCAGAGUGUCUUACAUUCCUGGUCAGUGGCAUCAAGGCAAAACACAACUGCAACAAAAUCUCCAGGGACUCCGCCAAAUGGAGACACAGUCAAGCAUAACAAGCACUGAAUUCCAGUACCCAAAACCCAGGAGCCCUCAGAACAGUCUCUACAAAAUAAGGAGAAAAGCAAAUACUAAUGCUGCGUCUGAGAACAAAAAGCAGAGAUCUCGCUCAUUGCUGGUUGCCUUACUGGAAAGAAAUUAUCAAGAGUUUGAAUCCUGUUUUACUAACCCCUCAUCUUCUUCAGAAGAAACAAGUACUUGUACUAAUUUGUCAGGUGAAAUACACUGCAAGAGUCAGCAAGUGAGAAGUCCACCAGCUGUGCUGAAUGGUGGAAAGACUAGAACACAAAACCUGCAUCAUUCAGGAGGAACUCAUGCCAACCCCCAGCAGCAGCAGGUCUCCUCUCUCAGCAGGCGGCCAUCCACAGACAAAGUCUUGCCAGUUGGAGAAAUGGUACCUCCUACAGAUGACCAAAUACAGAACCAUAUUGCAAAAAAGGUUGCCCAUUUUCGGGCCAGUUUAACCCAGCAAAACAGAAAUGAUGGACACACAUUCUCCGGUGAGGGAUGGGAUUUUUCCGCUAAUAUCAGGGACUCUACACCCCAGUCUGACUCCAUCCAGUCGAACAGUGUUGCUCAUUUCCCAACAACCUCUGCCUCAGACAGAGUUGUGAAGAGGCAAAGUCUCGGUUGUGCAGUGGUUAAACGGUGGACUGCUACACUUGGACAAGCACUUAAAGAGGACAGCUCAAGGGGCAGCAGAGCAAAUGCAGAGUUAACUCCGAGUUCUAAAGAGACGAGUGAUUGUGCUACAUUUACAUCAAAGAAACCUUCAACAGGUACACUUGCCUCUGAUAUAAGAAACUCAAAACAUGCUCCUAAGACUGAAUCUGGUGUCAUGCCUGGUGUUUCUUUGGUUCUCAAACACACAACAGAGAGGGGAAAAGGAGAUACGAGCCUAAAACCAGUGGAGGCAGGAGGGUUGAACAAUGUGGAAGGUGUGACUGAUGUCUCAGAGAUUCAUCAAUCCAAGUCAAGUUCAGUGGUACCUAGAAAGAAAACAUUUGAACACACAUCACUCACUGAAAAUCAAGAUGGAAAUACAAAACAAGUAAAAAACACUGAAGCACAGCAAUGCAGUGUUACCCGUAAGGAAGUGGCCGCACAUUCCAAGCAGGUUCGUAACGUGGUCUCAACUCCUACAAAUCAAAGUGAACGUCUGUGCAACCACACAAUUGUUGAAUGUGUGAAGGAUGACGUGGGUUCUGUGCAUUUACAAACUGAUGUAAGUGUAGCAAUUUCUACAAAAGACAAAGAAGAGGCAGCACUGUGUAAAAGUAAGGGCGGGGAAGCACUCUUUGUGAACAUUGUAAAAAAUCCACAAUAUGAAGACAUUUCAGAUGAUGAAGACAGGCCACAGCUGUCCGCAAAACUCCCAGACACAGAGCACAAGGAAUUACGUUUUUCAUCAUAUUUUGAAGAAUUUCAGUAUGAAGAUAUAAGUGAAGAUGAAAAUCCACAGAUUGAGAAUGUGGCUGUGAAGAGGCCUUCACUGACACAACUACCUGAAACAAAUGAUAAACAGUUAUCAUUUGAAAGCCAUGGCCAUGUACAGGGUCAGGCUCUGACGAAGACAGAAAUGAUCUCAGAUGAGGAACUGAUUCCAAAGAAGGUUUCACAAGAGAUGGGAACACUUGAUACGACACAUUACUCUUCUCUAUGUUUUGUUGAAACUGCUGAUGGUUUUGAAGAUCUUAUACAUCCUAAAUAUGAUAGUAAGAGACAUGUGAGAUGGCAACCAAACCACUCCAAUUCAUGUAGUCCUUCCUCUCCUUUGAAAGACGAGACUGAUGAUCAGGUGGAUGAUGACUGGCUAGUCAUUCCUUUAAGCAUGUCUGACCUUAAAUUUGAACCAGAAGAUGAGGAGCAGGACCGCCCAGAAAAUGUUGUCCCAGAUGAUGGUGAAACUGAAGACAAGCAAACACAGUGUCACACAUAUCAAGUACCAGCUUCUCCUUCUUCCCAGAUGGAGGUGUUUGACACAAUCGAGAGCUUUCUACAAGCAAAAAAUUUACAAUUUAAGAAUAGAUUUGAGGUGGCAUCAGGCUGGAGCACAACCGAACAUGAACUAGACUCUAAGGGAGAACCACAUACACCUCAAAACCGGAGAGAGUCAUACUCCGACACUGAAGACAGCUGUGAAACUGAGGACAGUUGUGAUUACUCAUCUGGAUCAGAACGCAACUAUUUGACUGUGCCCAGGCAGUUGUUGAAGAGGCCAGCAACUCUGCCCCCAGAGACAGAUGAGUCUGUGUCUAAAGAGGAUGAAAAUGAGGUUGCCAAUGUGCAAAAAGGUCAAACCAGGAGCCUGAAAAAGUCGGGCUUGCAGAAACUUAGACAGCUGAUUCAAGACAAUGCUGCCUCAAAGCAUGUUCAACAUAAGACCAACGGCCAAAAUAUGUCAAAAAAGGAUGAAAUAAUUAUCCUCGAUUCUGACACCGAGGAUGAAAGUGAGCAAAACAGCAAAGAGAAGGCAAAAAGGAAGAGGUCAUUCUCUUCAGGCUCGGACGGCAGUGGAGAAGCCAAAUGUUAUCAAAAAAAGAGACGUUCACCUGAAACUGUGGACAGUGCGCGUGGGACUGUUAAAGAACAGUUUGAAAAAGACAGACUGACACCUGCAGACGCACCAGUGCCACAGCAACAGUUGACACUUCACGACACGCGUUUUAAAGAAGUGAUGCAGGAUGUACUCUCUGAGUGGUCACACAGUUCAGAAAAGAGUGGACAACUGAUUGAAACCAAAGGGGACUCUGAGCAUGUUCAGCAUAGCAGACAAAAGAUGUCAACCACAGAAAGUGUAAUAAUCAUUGACUCUGACACAGAGGAUGACGUUGACCAAAGCUACAAAAAGGUUAACCAGAAGAGACAGUUCUCUUCAGUGUCAGCAGAUGGUGCCUCAUGUGUUCACCAAAAGAUAAAUUCACCUGAAUCUGUGGACAAUGAAUAUGAAAGUGCUGAACAAACUGCCAACAGAAAGACUAAAAGCCCCAGACUGUCAUCUGAAGACUUGCCAAAGAAGCCACCCCAGUCUGUGGGCAAGGAGACAGGAACCAUCAAAAAUACUGUCUGUGAAAAGAAUACACAAAAUUUGCAUCGAAAUGGAAAAAGAAGGUUUAUGUCCAAGCCAAAACCUGCAAAUGGUAGACAUCAUUCUACAAAGAAUAUGAUUCAGACCAGUGCAGUAAAACCAGGACUGAUUUCAAGACAACACUUGUUGCCUUGCCAGGAAGGCCCAUCCACUUCCAUCGGUAGCUUGUCUUCCACAAGUGGACAAACUUCUGAAGCCAGACUAAACUCUGCCUCCCGUAGAGGCAUGUCUCAGUCUGGAGAAACCUCCAACCCUUGUGGCCUUCCUAAGUCAAAGCAGAGCACAUCUACUCCCAGACCACAUUUGUCCUCAUCCAAGCUGCAGCUGUCUCGCUCUGUGAGCAACCCCCCAACACUAAAUUAUUCUUGCACUCACCCAAAAGGCCCAACAUCUUCUGCAACCAUGCAGUCAUCUGCAAGGGAACAUGUGAACAAUAACUGGAAGAACAGCUUUUUCCCAACCAGGAGAGACAGAAGAAGUAACCUGGAGAACUUGAGAACCAGUCAUUAUGAUUCAAGGAGUGAUGCUAGACAAGGACCUAGUCACUGUGACAGGGCACCCAGACAGAGACACAACUCCCACAAUACUGCAGCCCCCCUGAUGAGGAAGACCAAGCCUGUUGCCAUAGAAUUGACAAGGGCCAGAAUUCGGGAUGCUCCAAGGAAACAAUGGUACUCUGUGGGUGAUGGUUACAAGUGGUCAGAGAAGCCAACAGUGGCUAAGCCAACAAAAGGUUCCGACAGGUAGGGGAAGAAAUGUAUGACCCCUCCAAGACCCCAUCUUUGAGGGAAAAGGUGCCUGUGUUUCACUCCCAGAGGGUCAGGUGUUCCAUGCCUGAAACCAGCUGUUCCUGUUGUUGUAGUUGAUUCUAGCUUUGAUUUUCCAAAGCAUUUGUGUAUAGUUCCAUGACGGACUACCUUGUACCUAUAUCCUAAAACUGAAUAUUCUGUAUUUUAACUGCCUGUAUGUAGACACACUGUAAACAUAUUAAUAUGAGCGGUUUGUAUUCUUUUUACCAGCUACCUCAGUGUGUAAAAAUGCAACAUUAAGCUCUUUGAUUGUUUUUUAUAUGUACGUCACUGUCUUUCCUCUUUUUAAGUUGACAGUUUUUAUUCUUUGAAAACUCAGCACUGAUUUCUUAUGGGUAAUGUCACAUUCGUCUUUAAAUAGUUGAUGUUGAAAAUGUAAAAUAUUUGAUGAAUGCUUUGUUGUUAAGCUCAUGUGUACCACUAGAGGGAGCCAUUGCAAUAUAUAUUAGAUUUAAUUGUUGGUCUCAUUUUAAUUAUGCACACUUUAGCCUGUGUUAAACCAUGUACUUUGAGAUUUUGUCAUCUGAACAUUAUCAGUAGUGGCAGUACCUGUAUUGUUACUCUCACCAUGAUUACAUGUUAACUUGGCAGCUGGGAAAUUGGGGUUCCAUCUUAUUGUGUCAUACAUACAGCUGUGAUAGCAGAAACUGGUGCUGAUCAGACUAAAUACCUCAUCUAUCAAUACUUGGUCAGUCCAUCUGUCUUUUCAUCAAUAAUUGACCAUCUUGCAUCUCAAUGUCUGGUGGAUUCUGUGAAAUGGCUGUAAGAUAUGAUAAUGAAACAAUAUACAGCAAGUCGAUGAGAUGGUAUUGAAUUCAUGUCCGUCGUCGUUAAGUUUUGGUUGCCCAUUACAGGGAGUGGGCCAGAAAAGCUCACUUUUUCCUCAGAAGUAUCUCUGAGUCUUUGCAACACAAUCUGCACACAGAAGGGAAAAAAACAGACAACUUAUCUGUUGUGCUCAUUUUGACAGUGAAAUCAUAAAAAUGCUACGUAUGCACUGGAUAUCUAACACACUAAGUAGCUAUUAAUGGGUUGUUUUGUUUGCAUUAAGGGGUGCAGACUGCACGGAACUUACUAAAUCCCAUGAAAUUCACCCCUGAGUUUACAUAAAAAUUUCCACUGAGUUUACUUUUACGUGCAAAUUUAGGGUUGGCCUUGUUGCUUUGUAAAUUUUACGGGACUGACCCCAGAUUGAGGAUAUAUUGGAUGUUUUUAAUGGGUGUGUGUAUGUAUGUCUGCAUGAACUGAAGCAGCUUCAAGGUUAAAAACCCUCUUCAACCAUGCAGAAAGUGGUGGUGGCCAACACGCAACUCGGACAUUAGUCUUUGCAACCACUAGUGACCUUAUGUCUGCAUCUUUUUAAUGCUAAUUCAGCUGUACCAAUACUGAGCAAAUACAUGAAGCACAGUUUUUUGUGAAAUGCUCAUUAACUGACACAUUGAGAUAUGUGUGUAGCUUCUUGUGAUGUUGAAUUCAUUGAUUUUGUGCCUUAUUUUUCUAAUUUGAGGCAAACGUUCUGUUUAUUUUUUGAGUGUUUUGUCCCUCACUGUGUCCCUGACCCUGAAAGUCACAUGUACUCUAUAAUUUUUUUUUUCUGUGGGUGGGAAUAAAUAUAAUUAUGACAUUUUGCA